CCACGGCUCCCGGCAGCGCCUGACGGGCCACGCAGCCCCGGAGCCCCCGGCGCCCGCAGGCUCUGCCAGGUAAGCUCCCUCCUGCUCCCGCCUGCACCCGGCGGCUCCUGCGGGGACGGGGGGUACGCUCAGCGCGGCAGGGAACAUUGCUGGUACCAGGCCUAAGAAAAGGGAGGAUUGCCCAGCUCUGCCCCCUCCUCAUCCCACUGGGAGAAGAGCUCUGCCCCCACCCCCCCAUGGCUCCAUGCCCAGGCUGGCUGGUACCCCCAGGCCCCCCGGGAUUGCUCACAGGCCUCACAAAGUGGGUGGGAGGCCCUGGAUUCGCCAGCUCUGCCCACCCCUUGCCAGGCCUCCCUUCUAGUUUCUAUUCCCUGCAAAGUUUCGUUUUCUCGAGAAACGCUGUCAUCGGCUGUCACAGCAGGGCCAGGCAGACAGAGCGCAGAGGAAGGGGCUGGUUUCCCACAAGCCACGUCACUGCCCAAGCACAGCCCUGGGAGGCGCCAUCACGGCCAAAGGCACUGCAAGGCUGGUAUUUCAGGGACAUUUUUAGCCCCAUUUCUCAGGGCAGGCUGCAAGAGGUGUCAGUCUCCAACCAUGUUCAUAACCAGCACGCUUACACUUACUCCGGGGCAUCUGCUCACACCCUGGCCCAGCAGAGCAACCCUGUACCAGGCUCCCCCCAGAGCCAAAGCAACUGGCCCUGCUGGCACCUCAGCCAGCCCACAAGCUUCCUACAGAGCUGCCCAGGUGCUUAAAUGCUAAAUAUGCACUUGCUCCACAUAAUUUUUUCUAGCACCCCCUAUUCUCCCAUACCCAGUACCUCCCCAAACCACCACCUUGCUGAACCCACCUCUUGCCAAGCCGCGAUCCUGGGGAGCACACACUCCUCCACUUCCCUCAGUUACAACCUCUGUACUUUCAGACCUUGCAGGGACCUUGCACAGAGCCCCACAGCUGCCUUUCACGCUGGCGACUGCUCCUUUCACCAGUGAACUCAGAGGCUGAGUGUUGCUGUUGUACCACCACGAGGUGCAGGGAUGGACACCUGCUGAACCAGCACACAGCUGAGCUUUCACCUGCAGUAAGAGAAACUUCCCUCCCGCCCCGGGCCCUUUCCCCGUGCCCCUGGCUGACUAGGCCCCAGCUGAGGGAUGGUUAGUUGACUGUGUGAGUCUAUGCUACCUUUCUGGUGUUACACCAGGCAGGCUUAAUGUGUUUCCUCCUGCAGUACAGAACCAGCUAUCCCUGCUCCAUGGAGCAGGAGCAAGGCAGAACAAGUCAUGUAUCAGUCCAGGACAGCCCUUUAAAAAGAAAAUCUACUGUUGAGUUGGGCAGGGAGCUGAACUGCUUCAUGGAAAAUCCAGUGAGUGCUAAAACAGAUGUGGGAAAAAAGAGAGGGAGAGAGUAUCCACCAAAAAAAAAAAAAAAAAAAAAAAAAAAAAAAAGGUAAUUAAGAGGGAGUGUGAAGGAACAAGAGGCAGGGAAAGGGAGAGUGAGAAAAAGCAAUUAAGCGCAUGUGAUACUAUGCAACCCAGGGGGAUACAGUAGCCUUGAGCCUCCCUGGGUUCCAGUGUCUAACAGAAACAGCAGUUAGAUGGACACAGCUCCCAGCACACGCUUCUCUAGCAAAGCCCUGUCUCCUUCACACCCACACGCCGAAAGCAGAGGAGCUGCUUUCACGCCGUACAGAAGCGGGGUAGCUGGCACAACCAGGCUUUCAGAGAUACAGAAGCUACCUUGGACCGAAAAGGUGGGGAGGGGUUGGGAAAACAGAACAAGUCAGUCUCCUUUAACACAGAAACAUUAACUGUAAAUCUGAAGAGGGUUUUUUUUUUCCCCCCUCUAGGUUUUUUUUUCUCCUUAGCAGCAAGAUUUCCGUCAUCAAAAGGCAAUGGAUUACAGAAUGUUACCUGUGAAUAAGUGGGAUGAGAACCAUGUCCAGCAUUGGCUAGAAUCUACUGGAAUAAAAAAAGAGUAUGUAGAAAAACUAUAUGCAGAAGAAGUGACAGGUCCAGCGCUAAUGGCACUGAAUGACUCUUUCCUCAGAGGCAUAGGUAUGAAGGGAGGCCAAAUCCACAUGUUAAUCUGCAAGAGAAAUGAACUUCUGCAGCUACAGGAAAAUGCACAGCAAGCCAAGCAUUCCAGCAGCAAAACGUCUGACAGAACUGAUGCACAAACAGGUUCAGUAAGACCCAGAAAUGCCCCUGCCCAGGAAACUUCAAGUGCAGACAGCUGUGAUCCAGUAGGUAAAACUAGCAGAGACAACACAGCUUCUACUUCUGGCAAGAGGCAAAGGAGAAGUAACAAAUCCCAACUUAAAAGUACCGGUGAAGUUUUGGAGCUCAGCAACUGUCGACCAUUUAGAAGUCAGAAUACUGAUUUCAAAUAUGUGAAAGACAAAGUUCUUGCUCCAGAAUCAGGGGUCAGUGAUUUAAUCACUCCUUGCCAUGAAUACAAAUCAUUUGCCACUGCUGCAGAACUGAACAAAAAUCAACUGCAAUCAAAAUUUGCCUGUGAAGUGAUACGAUUUGCUUCAGCCUGCAUGAAUAUUCGAACAAACGGCACCAUACAUUUUGGUAUCAUGGACAGCGUUGAGGAUAUGGGUUGGAAACAUGGACAGAUUGUUGGCAUAAAGGUCAAAGAGCGAGAACAGUACGUUGAUGCACUAGAUUAUAUAGAAAAAUGCUUUUGUGAAAACGUACAAGAAAUUGCAAGGAAAUGCAUUCAUCCACCCAUUUUUGUCGAAGUGAUUUCAAAAGACUCUCAGGAACAAAGAUUUGUGGUGGAGGUUGACAUUGAACCAACAUCCUGUUUAGUAAAGAACAAAUUUUUUGAAGUGUGUUUGCCAAAAUACAAUGAAGACAGCCAGAAGGUGAUCCUGACAAAGGAUCGAGCUCUCUAUCAGAGACUAGGAGCAAAGUCUGAACCUGUAAAGCACAACAAUCUAGCUACUUUUAUUCAGGGUUUACAAGACAGGGAUGCUCAAAGAGAAAAAGCUGAGCUCUCCAGCAGAGAAGUACAUGCAGAAAUACCUCAAAAUUUAGGAAGAAAGUUGUCAAUUCUACUAAAUGAUGGCAAAAGCUACAUGGAUGAUUCUCUACGGUACAUCCUUGUCACAAACCGAUGUGAAAAGGAUAAUCUGAACUACAUCAACUUUUUAAUGCACUUGAACAUCUUCUGCGUCUUUGACUUUGAUGAAGAUUCCAAUGUGUCAGGACUGUACAGCAAGUACAAAGAACACCAUGCAACAAGGUCUUAUUUUUUACAGGAUUUUUCCAAUGAAAGCAAGACUGGCAACCCUCCUUCUCAGAAACAUUUGUGCCUGUUUGAUCAGACCAGCUGGAUAUUCUGCAAUGGGCGCAAUGACUUCCUCGGGGAUGAAAAACCUUGUGAUGAAAAUACAUGGAUUAGAACAAAAAAAAAAUACCUUAAGAAAGCAAUUACUCGUAUCUGUGAUGAAAUCCUGCCGAAGCGGUCUUUCAUUGUGCUUUUCCUAUUGCUAUCACCAGUGCAGAAACAACUUGUGGACACUUUUCAGGAAUUCUAUACAGAGAUGAACGGCACUGAGUACAUUGUUUGCAUUGCAGAGUCCAGAGAAAAUUAUGGGAAGUGGGCUAAUCUAGCUCAGGCAUCCUGCAGCAUUGAGACACUGGAACAAUGCAGUAUUGUGGGUAUGAAACUAAGUCACAUAGAUGCCACCAUUCAAACAAUGCUGCCUUCUACGGCACAACCCAGACAUCUGCCAGUUUCCACGAGAGGGCUAUGUACACUUCCCUUGCUGGAAGAAGAGAAACUGUUUUCCCUAGAAAUCCUUUGUGUUGACCAAUGUGAUGAUAUCAAAUUAGAUCUUUUGACUGAAAAAGAAAUACAAGAAAUAGAACAAAAUUUUUACCGAGGGAGAAAAAUCAUCUGGGAAAACUUCUGGCUUGCUGAUGAAAGACGCUGUGGGGAAAUCAUUGAACGGGAGGCGUGUAAGGAUGCUAGCAAACUCCUAGAUGACAUUUUACGAGGAAGUGGACUCAACUAUUCUGUGGCAAAACUGAAGAUAUUUCACCAUCCUGGAAGUGGUGGAAGCACAAUAGCACGGCAAGUUCUAUGGAGAAGAAGAAAAGACUUAAGAUGUGCUGUUAUCAAAUCCUCAUAUUCACCUGCAACUGUUUGUGAGCAUGCACUCGCAUUUAGAGAUUAUGAAGAAAAAGAAAUCGGUCACUGUCUUCCUGUGCUCCUCCUGAUCGAAGAUUAUGAUGAAGACUAUUUAGAAGAACUAAGGUAUGAGUUAAUGGAUGCUGUAGCAACUAGGAAAAUUAAUUCCCCAAGACCUUACUUUAUCCUCAUGUGCUGUAGGCGAUCCAAUGACCCUGAAAGGCUUUGCAAGGCUUCUCCACUAGACACAGUUGCUGUCACUCACAAGCUGACGGACUCAGAGAAAAGUCUGUUCAGAACCAAACUUGAAAAACUGAAGCAGAAAGAUGUUAAGCCAGAAUUCAUACUUACAUUUGUCCUGAUGUGUGAGGAGUUCAAUGAAGCGUAUGUGAGAGACUUUGUAGGGCACAUACUGCAAGGCAUAGAUCAUUCUUCUCGUGAUACAUGCUUGAUGCGUUACGUGGCUUUGCUUAAUUUUUAUGUACCUAAUUCAUAUGUUUCACUGUCACACUGUGAGGCUUUUCUGGGACUGGGGGUAUAUACAGAAAGGAAAUCAAGAGCAUAUGAUUUCAAAAGCAACCUGAGUGAACAAGCAAGAAUGAUUUUUAUUGAGCUAAGGGAAAGUACCACCUAUAUUUCUUCUGUUCGGAUAAUACACUGUCUGGUUGCAAAAGAAAUUCUGAAUCAGCUUUCAGGGAACGAACCUCAAAGUCAACUUGCAAUGACACUUCUUCAGGAAAAGACGCUCUUUGAAAACAGAUUUGGACGAGAGGAAUUCAUAAAGUUUAUCAGAGAUCUGUUUAUUCGACGUGAUAAAAGAAGCAAGGGUGACAAUACUGACACUCUCUUUUCCCCAUUCAUUGAACACAUCUGUGAAGCUGAAGACUGUGAAAAAGCUAUAGCUAUUUUAAAAGCUGCAUAUGAACUCCUUGGAAAAGAUCCUUUUUUUGCCCAGCAGCUUGCCAGGCUGCAUUACAACAAUGAAAAAUUCAAAGAUGCAGAAUAUUGGGCAGGGGUUGCAAAAUUUCAUUUGCCAAACGAUUCUUAUAUUUUAGAUACAGAAGGUCAAGUCUACAGGAAAUGGUUUAGUUUCACUGUGGAUAAAAUGACACAGGAGGACACUCCUGAAACUAUCAUUCAAAAGAUAGAGAUGGCUCUUAAAGCUAUGAAAUGCUUCAGGGCUGCGCAACAGGCUGCAAAAGCAGAAUGUGACAGUAUGAACAAUGCUGGCUAUUUUGGAGAGGUAGAAGUAGGAUGUCGUCUUCUUAGAUUUUUAUCCACACUCCAUGUAUUUCACAGAAGCCCAAACAGGGAAUAUUGUGAGCUUGUGAAAUACCUGAUCACAGAUUACAUUCCUAAAGAUGUUGAAAAACCAUGGGGAAGGCUUCACUCCCGCUUAAAAGGCUUACGCCAGAACUUGUAUAAUGCUCUGGAAUGGAUUUCAGAAGACCUAAGCUAUUUCCAAACAGAUAAAAACCAGGAGAAGGAAGAGGAAGAUGAAAAAGAUGACAAGGAAGAACAAAUUUACAAUCCCAGAAAAUGGCUAAAAAGACAGACUGAGGUAUAUGCUAAAUUCUUCAUCUCAACAUCCCUUAUUAAGGACAGCAACAGUGGCCCUGAGAGCCAGCUGAUUAGACGCAUGAAUAUUUAUAAGAGUGGUGGAGGUAGCGUCACUACUAUCUUGUCAUUCUUAACAGAUAAGAAAGAGAAUAGGUCAGCUGAAAAGCUAGAAGAGAUCCUUAGUUUCUAUACAGAAAACCCACUAAAGGACAGGCUAGAGGACAACGAUCUGAUCAAUUAUAUUUUGUGUCACAUCACAUUAGCAUGCUUAGCACCAGGAUCAGCCAAACUUCUUCCAGCGCAAACUCUUCGGGAGCUCAGUGCAAGAUUCUUUAAAGCAAAAAAAACAUUUCCAGCAAGUGCCCAUUUUUUGCUCACCUUGCUGUACUGGCCAGAUGAGGCAUUAGACAGAGAGCCUCAUCCAGAGAAAGAUGAAAUUCUAAACUCAGCCCUUCAAACCCUGAAACGUUUAUAUGACAUCAAGAUGAAAGAUGUUCCUACCAGAAAGAAAAGAAUCUACACCCACUUUUUUCUGGGAAAGGGUUAUGGCUUAGGUAAGAUUGUGCACAAAACUAAAAUUGAUAAAUUAAUUAGCGGGUCCUUAAACGAGAGGAGAAUGAAGUGGCUACAUGGAACUGUAUGGAAUAUUGCCAAGAUUCGUGACAUUCUCAAAAGAGUUUCUGGCUGGACCACGGACAGAAAUUUAUUUAUACGUGGUCACACAAAGGCAUUUCCUAUCUUGCCACUCCAUCGUGAUUCAGUACCCCCUGGAAAUGAAAAUGUGACCUUUUAUUUAGGCUUUUCUUUUAAUGGUCUUGUUGCAUUCAAUAUUGAGGUUGAAAAUAAUCCAACUGUCAGCAGAACCUAAGGUAUUUAGUACAUUAACAGUACCUGCUGUGCUUUUCAGAAGAUACAGCACCGAAAGUGUCCUUUGUCACAUUUAAAACAGAAAGUGCACUGGCUGAACACCAGGUAGUACGAAAACCACGCUUUACUACAAUAACGACCAAAUGUCUAAAAAAAUUUUAAACCUACUAGUAAAAUACACCUUGAAACAGAAGCCUAUGAUCGUUUAGGAGUCACCCAAAUCAAGAUUUCAAACUUAAGACAGCAAUAAUUAUAAUACUUGCUUGAUGACCUGGGAAGUAGGGAGUGAAGAGACCCACUAUUUCUCCUCCCUCCCACUAUUUGCAGAACUGAGCUCUUGAAUAAACAGGUAUAGCAGGGAUCAUUUCCUUCUCAGUUUACAGAUUAGGAUUUAAAAAUAAUUUCUGGGUGGUCCUGAUCAAUAACAGAAUUUGCACAUUGUAACUGUAUGCUUUUUAUUCUGCCUGAAUUAGCAACAAAAUGUUUAAGUGAACUUACAACAAAUAUACUACACUGGCUGUAACAUACUUCGCUCACUAACAUGUACCAUGUAUGAAAUACAUCUACCUAUCAGCUUCAAGCCAGUAUCCAGUACAGAAGCACACAGGGAAACUUAAGCAUUUUUUAAGAUGACUUUGCAAACAUCAGGAUUGAUAAAAAACACGUCUCAAACUUCACAUCACUCUUAUGUUGCUUUUCCAUGUAAAUAUUACAAACCAUAUUAGGUGUAUCUGUAUCUGGGGAGGGGUGCAGACAUGUGAGUAAAGACAUUGAUGACAAAAGAUUAUUUGUAAAUGCUGUUAUUUCAUAGUCCAAACAAUUCCUGCACUUAGCAAAAUGUUUUUGCAUUAUCCAAGAAAUGUCCACACAGUAUAUGACUAAAAUUUGCCUACUGCAUAUAUCCAACGCUUGAAAACUGUCUAGCCUGAUUUACUAAUAUGAAAAAUGCAAAGGAGCUUGUUGUCAGCACUGUGUUUGCAACCAUCAUGUCACAUUAAGCUUCUAACAAUAAAGCCACCUGAUAUUCUUAAGUUUCACAUUGUUUGAUACCACUAUUGUCACUAAAAUUCCCAGAAUCUUAAGUUUCAACCCAAUAAACAACCUUUAA
Molecule: messenger RNA, 7678 nt
Organism: Tyto alba (common barn owl)
Lineage: Eukaryota; Metazoa; Chordata; Aves; Strigiformes; Tytonidae
Product: sterile alpha motif domain-containing protein 9-like
Exons: 2
Coding region: 1892-6571 (1559 amino acids)
Cellular component (GO): cytoplasm
Molecular function (GO): protein binding
Source: RefSeq, a predicted model, not a curated record